This is a messenger RNA of Cygnus atratus (black swan), 4993 nucleotides long. It is a transcript of the gene CCDC149, whose product is annotated as coiled-coil domain containing 149. NCBI's taxonomy places the organism in Eukaryota, Metazoa, Chordata, Aves, Anseriformes, Anatidae. The record is from RefSeq and is a predicted model, not a curated record. The coding region runs from base 77 to 1801 and encodes 574 amino acids. The transcript has 13 exons.
GCCGGCGCCAGGCCCCGCCUCUCCCCGCAGGCUGCUCGGCGGCGGGCCGGGGCGGGCGGAGCCGGCGGCCGGAGCCAUGAGCGCCCACCGCAGCGAGAGCGACUGGCAGGGGCUGGUGAGCGAGUAUCUGGUGUGCAAGAGGAAGCUCGAAAGUAAAAAGGAGGCAUUGCUAAUCCUUUCCAAAGAGCUGGACACUUGUCAACAGGAAAGAGACCAGUACAAGCUCAUGGCCAAUCAGUUGCGGGAACGACACCAGUCUUUGAAAAAGAAGUACCGGGAGCUGAUUGAUGGGGAUCCAUCCCUUCCCCCUGAAAAGAGGAAACAGGCAAAUCUUACUCAACUACUGAGUGAGGCUCAAGAUCGAAAUAAGCAUCUUGGAGAAGAGAUUAGGGAGCUUCAGCAGAGACUGGGAGAAGUACAAGGGGACAAUAAGCUCCUGCGAAUGACAAUAGCAAAGCAAAGACUUGGAGAUGAUGAAGUUGGGGCUCGCCACUUUGCAGCACAUGAACGUGAGGAUCUUGUUCAACAGUUGGAGAAGGCUCGAGAACAAAUCGAGACUCUGAGACAUGAUCUUCAAGCUGCACUGGAUGAGUUACAGGAUGUUAAAGAAGAACGCUCUUUUUACCAAGAUAAAUCUGAUAGACUAAACCAAGAACUUAAUCAUGUCUUAGGAGGACAUGAGAAUCGUAUCAUCGACAUAGAUGCUCUGUGCAUGGAGAACAGGUAUCUUCAAGAGAGAUUAAAGCAACUUCAAGAGGAAGUCAACCUUCUUAAGUCUAAUAUUACUAAAUAUAAGAAUGCACUAGAGAGACGAAAAAAUUCAAAGACUCACGGCAGAUCCAGUAGCAGUGCUCUGACUGGAGUCCUGUCUGCAAAGCAAGUCCAAGAGUUGUUGUCAGAGGAUCAUGGAUGUAGCCUUCCAGCCACGCCGCAGUCCAUUUCAGAUCUCAAAUCACUGGCCACUGCAUUGUUGGAAACGAUCCAUGAAAAAAACAUGGUCAUACAACACCAAAGGCAAACGAACAAAAUUCUAGGUAAUCGAGUGGCAGAACUUGAAAAGAAGUUAAGAACUUUGGAAAUUGCUGGUCUGUGGAGUCUUCCAGGUGGAAAGGAUACCAUAACGUUCAGCGACCCAACCUUGCCUGUUAUACAGCGGUCUAGGUCACCAUUGUUAGCAUUUACUGAUAAGCCACAGCAAACUGAAGUACAAGAACAGAAGGGGGAACGUAGUGAAACUCGUGCUGUUGCAAGUGAGUCCAUGGCUCCACAGGAAAGAAACUUGAACAACAGAAACCAAAAUAAACAUUUUUAUCCUUCAUUACCCCAGUUACCUUCAGAGGAAGAAGAAAUAAACAAGCUUGAAAGCAAAAUAAUUAAACUGACAGAACAGGCAGUUUCAGAACUGGAAGGAAAGAGAACAGAAAAUGCAGCUGGGGAGCAGAACACAGUGGUUGGGGCAGAGCUUAAUGGUUCGUCGGAGGGAGAUUUCCCAUUCUCCAGCCCGGACACAUCCAACCCCACAGAUCCCUCAACUUCUGAGAGUGAGCCAACAGCUGAAACUGAGACCCUGAAGGACAGCGAUGAAACCUCAGAGAGUGACUGUGAGAUCACAAACCAAAGAGGGAAUCAGAACGGCAUCACCGUGGAUGCGGUGGGUGCUGAGGACCCCAGAAGGCACGGAGGUCUCAGCGUUACAACUGCACGCACACAUGGCAGCUUGGAGGAGCUCCCUGGAUCUGAGAACAUGAAACCGUCUGAUCAUGCUGAGAACUGUGAAUAUUUGGAUAACAGUUUGGCUUGAGGGAGUUACUUCACCAGACACUAAGAACCCAAAUUAAUGAUGCUCUGAAGAAACAUCAGAGGAGCCAGAAGUCUUUUUGCGAGGAACAGCAGUGCUGUUCCAAAGCAAGGAGAACAGCAGGAGGAGAACCAGUUAUGCCCCGCCAGCCUGCUUGGUGCUCUGGGUUACUGGAAUUGCAUCCCUCAGCCUCCAGGAGCUGCAACAGCCCUCAGACCGUAACGGGUGGUAGAUUCCAGCCUACUCCAUUUGUGCCUUCCUUUUUGAAAGAAUCUGUCUCUUAUUUUAUGUUUCGGAAAACAUAAAAAAUUUUCAUGUUUAUGUUUCCUCCUCAUUUCACCGCUCCUUGGUGUAGUAGGUUUGUUUGUGCUGUUACUGCUUCCUUAAACGUCUUCCCUUGUUGGUGUUCAGUCAUAGGAAAGCUUUCCUGUAACAACUGGAAGAGGGAGGCUGCUGUGUCAUUCCCCAGCUCGCUCCUGAAGCUGGAGCUGUGCCACUCUGCCCCUCGGAAGGCAGCAACAAGGGAAUGCUUAACGGUGAAGUUAGCAGCUGUUGGAGAAGGGGAGGCACGUCCUUCCUCUCCUGCUCGUAGCAUAAGGAAUCGUCUCUGCAGCUGUGGAGCUUCUAUGGGCCAGCAGCCGUCAAGGCAAUUUUUCUGCUGGCUUGGGAACUAAUUGUCUGUAAAUGUUCGUUUCUCACUCCUAGAACUUGAAACCAAUCAGAGAGAAUUAAAACAAAUUUAAUAAAAUACUACUAAUAAAAAGGAAAAUCCCUCCCAGAUUGAAUCCUCCUUUGACAAAUAACUGCCAGCUGCAAAUUUUUACAGCCCACUUGUCAGCCACUGAAUAAACAGAGUUUAUAUUAGCAAUACUGACAAACUCUUCUGUAUAUGGGAGCUGAGCUAGCAGGUGCUGCCGUAAUCAAGGUGUCAGAGUCCGUGAGCAGUUUGUAUUCAGCAGAAGAAGGGCUGUAUGUAAAUGAUUACGUAUAAAUAUAAGGAAUGAUAGUGGGAAGGUGAAAAAUGUGGCUUGUCGCUGUUCUCAUGUGUUUUCCUCGCCAGGUGCAUUCGUGUAACCCUUUCAGCGUCUGUCUGCAGGCAGUAAACCCAUAGUCAUGGUGCUCGUGGGAUGGGUUUCCUUCCUCUUUAAAGGUUCUUUGACACUGCAGCAUUUCACUGAUGCUAAGCAGCAGCCCUUAGGGAAAAAACAUCUGUAUAUUUAAGUGCGUUAGGAACAUGAAGCAGUAAAAAGUUUUUCUUUCAUUAUCCUGACAACAAUUUAAGUUCCUCAUAACCUGAAAACCGCAAAGAGUUUAAGCAUUUGAAAGAUUGUUGUGCUGUUGCCAUUAAUUGUAACUGACUGCACUAUUGGCUCAUUUAUAUGACAGUACUGACAAGUCGGAAGAGAAAUAGCUGCAGAAACUGAAAUCUCUGGGAGAAUGUGGCAGAUUUUUUUUCCCUGUAAUGCUUGAAUGUUACAUGAAGUAUCAUUUUAUUCAAGAUACGUUCUUCUCCAUCUUUCAGAGACUAAUCCUGCACAGAGCUAAAUAUCAAUGCAGUCAGAGCUGAUGCAAGCCAGUAAAAAGGGCAGGAUUUCAUGUAGCCGAGCUCUGAAAUGUUCAGGUGAAACGUUCAGGGUGUUUUACGGCCGUUGUUUCCUUGUCCUAAAUCUUCCCUGACCCACAAAUGUGUGAGUUGGUGUUUGCUGUUGUUCCCUCAACAGCCAGUUAAUGGUAUUAAUUAGUGAAGAGCUUGGUGCAGAAACUGGAGCAGGUGGAAGCACUGCUGGACCAACGGUUGCUGUUCAGUGCCUCACUCGCUGAUUCUUUGUGGUGUGUUUUUUCCUGUGAGAAGAAAACGGAGAUGUACAACCCAUAUCAACAGGGUCAUCGGGGUAACUCUCCUUCAAUGCAAUGUUUGUGUCUUUCAUAGAAUCACAGAACGGCUCGGGUUGGAAGGGACCUUAAAGAUCAACUCCAACCCCCCUGCCAUAGGCAGGGACACCACCCACUAGAUCAGGUUGCUCAGGGCCUCAUCCAGCCUGGCCUUGAAUACCUCCAGGGAUGGGACAGCCUGUUCCAGUGCCUCUCCACCCUCUGUGAAGAAUUUCCUCCUAAUUCCUGGUCUUUGCAACCAUUAAAUUCAUGGAAGGUACCUAGAUCUCUGGAAAUCUCGUUUAGAGUGCUAUAUUCGUACUGCGAUGUUGGUCCCGUCCGUUCUGCCCGAGUUAAUGCGUAUUCUAGCUGCAGUUUUAGCCUUCUCUCAGGAACACAAGAUUUCAGCUCCAGGAUGCUUGUAGAAGUCAGACUGCAGUACGUGAUAGCUAAUUUAAUAGUCGUGUCAGCGUCUUUCUUGGAUGUUGUUUAAAUUUAUAUUGUUGUGUUAUUAGGACUGUGAUUUUUUGGGUAAAUUCAUUCAUGUUUUGUUGUGGAGUCAACACUACUUCAUUGGGUUUCUUUUAGACUCAUGUUCCCUUUUUCUAGGACUUCAGGAAUGGGGAAAUUACAUCCUGCUGUAAGCUCUUCUGCUGCUGGGCUCUGGGGAAGCAAACUGGGAAGCGGAAUGCUGUGGCAAGGGGAUGGAUGAGAUGCGUUGCAUAAAUUGAUUUUAAGCACAUUGUCUCACCUAAGAGCAAAUCCAUGCGUUAUCUGUGAGAAGGAUUUCAUUUGAAAGUACUGCGCUGCGGUUAUUUGAAAAACGACGUUCAGUGAAUUUGUAAAAUAAUUGUGUGAGAAUGACAGCUGAAGAAGCGUCUUUUAGAAUGUUGUGUCUUUUCUAAGUGAGACUAUUUUUAAGCAUAUGGUAAUUUGUAUAAUAAAGACAGUGGAAUUUCUUUAAUCCAUAUGAGCUCAGGAAUGUAUUUCAAAAUCUUAACCGAGAUUAAGUUGAAAGUCUGCUGCGUUUCUAAAAGAUAGGAUUUUGCUUACCAGCCUCGGUUUUGUAGUUUUACUUUUUAAAUGAUGCGGUUUAAUUUAUUUGCAAACCUUUCUUUUGUUGCUGCCUGGAUUAACUGCGCAACAUAGUUCAACUAUAUUAAUAUAUUUUGUCAUCUUUAAUAAAACCAUACAUUUCCUGAUACGCUUCUUCUACCUGCUUAUUUCCUUUGCUCAGUAUCAGAUGAAUGAUAGUCAUGAGUUAGUGCUGUAGUAUUUCCAGAGUUGUGUUAAAACAGAAAAAUAAAGCUUUAUAGAGCGAGA